This is a messenger RNA of Cantharellus anzutake, 823 nucleotides long. RefSeq lists its product as uncharacterized. NCBI's taxonomy places the organism in Eukaryota, Fungi, Basidiomycota, Agaricomycetes, Cantharellales, Hydnaceae. The transcript has 6 exons. Bases 258 to 698 code for a protein of 146 amino acids. The record is from RefSeq and is a predicted model, not a curated record.
GAAUACCAUGAUAACCGUACACGAAUAUUGGAUGAGCACGAUUCGAUACGCUUUGAAAUUGAGAACCUUCGUGAGGAGCUGCAAGAGGCGGAACUACAGAAAGAAAGGAAGAAGGAAUACGAUGUCAUCGCUGCCAGGGUCAAUAACCUCCCUCAGAGAUCCGAAUUGAACGCGGCCAUUGCAGAAUAGAGGAUGAGAUUGCUACUAUAAUCGCAGAACAGGAGGCGACUCGAGAGAUCCUUACCGUGAAGCGCUCGAUGAUGGAAGAUAUCCGUCAGCGUAUCCAGGAUAUGAUGCUUCAUGGACGCGACGGCGAGUUGGAGGAUACGGAGAGACCUUCCUCGCCGAUGCCCCGGCCCAUCCCCUCGUCGGCUGGCAACACUCUUAGCCCGGAAGCAAAACCAUUCACUCCGACACUUAAGCCUCCUCAUCUUCUAGUUUCAGCAAGCUCAAGACAACCCUCGCCAUUGCACAGCCUAGGCACGCCGAGCCCUUAUUCGGAAGGCAACCUUGCCCCAGCGACCGUUGAGGAACCGGAAGAUGGGGAGGACGUCGAAAUGGGGGAGGUGUCUGAAAUGGUUAAGGAUUCCAGAACGAAUGGGCACGAGAAAAACAAACGGGAUAAAAGGAAAAGCGAGGAGUUGGAAGAGGGCGAAGCCUCAGAUAAUUCUAGCGAACUUUCAUCAGCCCCAGACUAGCCUCACUGCGACAAUUUUGCAUACUGGCAUUUCCCCUUUUCCUAUUCUCUCCUGAGGAAAGGUUCAGUCUAUAAAUUAGUCCAUACACAGUUGUCGUGACAAUUGUUUGUACAUCAGAAGUCCAC